Messenger RNA from Fusarium sp. VM40, 1032 nucleotides. NCBI's taxonomy places the organism in Eukaryota, Fungi, Ascomycota, Sordariomycetes, Hypocreales, Nectriaceae. The record is from the annotation of a GenBank genome assembly.
AUGCACGACGUCUCUCGACAACAAACUUUGACUAUGAUUAGACCCGUCCCAUUCGAUGCAUCCGUCUCACUCUUUCGUAUCCCCAAAGCCAUCAGUUCGUUUGAAGAAUCUGGGCCAGACAUCCUAGUUCUACCGGCCGUUUGCGUAAAGAAAGGGAAGCUCCAUAGACUCAGUUUCGACUAUGGUGUCGACACAUACCUACAAUCCCAGCUGGACGUGUCCAGACUCAACGAGAUCCAUAACCACCUCUGGAUGGUCGGGAAACCAAUGCCUGGGCGGCCUUUACAUCAACAUCUGGUUUACGGUCGGAAGAUUGUGUGCUCUGAGCAGGCCGACCUUCACCUGCUGUGGGAUGACUCUCGGCUUUUUGUCAAACCAUGCCCAGAUUAUUUACUGUCAUGUGAAUUUUGGGAGUGUUAUCUGUGCUGUAGCAACGUCAGUCUAUGGGAGACGGCUGCCGGUAUGCUCCAGUCGUAUGCUUGGUUGAUCCAGGACAAGUCCGACUGGAAGGUUGCACAAGUAGAAGGCAUCCUUUCGGAAUCCAUCACCUGGGAGCGCUGGACCACCUUCAUUUCUUCUUUUGUCAGUCACCUUGAAGCACAAGAUCUUGAUGUCAAUCCAAGAUUCAAAUACGGCAAUCUUCGCCUCACCCGGAUCCAAUGGAUAUGGCGUUUUCGAUCCCGCACUGGGGGUAUGCACGCACUCGUCAAUGGAUAUCUGAACCCAUACUCAAGUUACCGCAAUUUCUUCAAGCAGAUGGUGGCGCCCAUCACAGUGGCCACUGUCUACUUUGCCCUCAUUUUAGCCGCGAUGCAAGUCGGACUAGCCACUACGAGGCUGCAAGAGAGCGAUACAUUUCAGAGUGUGUCAAUGUGCUUUACUGUGCUGGCUAUUGUGGGGCCGGCCGCGACUGUUGCAGUGCUAAUAGCUGGGUUAAUGGGUUAUGUAUUUAUCUGGAAUCUAUGUCAUGCCGUGAGGUUGAGAAAAAUGGGAAGAUUAGAAUCCAAGAUAUUAAGAAAGGAACAGGUGUAA